GGCGUCGAGGACAUCGCGGCGCGGGCCCCGCACGGCGGGUUGAAGCGGAAGCGGGGGAACGCGCUCCCACGCAGCUUCCUGCUCGUCUCCGCGCGGAAAGGCUUCCUGGUGCCGUCGACGGUGGCUGAGCAGAUCCAUUCCUCGGACCUGCGCUUCAUCGUCACCCCGAGCACGUACGAGCGCGCCUCGGGCGUGGCGCCGCGAGGCGAGUCGGCGCUCCCGCAGGACAGCCAGCGCUUAUCCACUGCGUUGCUGUUGCGCCCUAGCCUCUUGCUCGC
Prorocentrum cordatum is the source of this 278-nucleotide messenger RNA. NCBI's taxonomy places the organism in Eukaryota, Dinophyceae, Prorocentrales, Prorocentraceae. The record is from the annotation of a GenBank genome assembly.